AUGGGGUGCGGCGCCAGCAGGAAGGUGGUCCUGUGGCCGCCCGCCCUGGCCAGUGCCAAGCACGAGGGUCAAAGCCAAGGCGGCGUCGGAGGCGCGGGGCCCGGGCCCAAGGCGGCGGCCCAGGCGGCACAGAGGAUGCAGGUGGCUCGCUUCCGAGCCAAGUUCGACCCCCGCGUCCUUGCCAGAUAUGACAUCAAAGCUCUCAUUGGGACAGGCAGUUUCAGCAGGGUUGUCAGGGUAGAGCAGAAGACCACCAAGAAACCUUUUGCAAUAAAAGUGAUGGACACCAGAGAUAGACAAGGUAAAGAAGCGUGUGUGUCUGAGCUGAGUGUGCUGCGGCGGGUUAGCCAUUGUUAUAUUGUCCAGCUCAUAGAGAUCUUUGAGGCUGAGGAUCGAGUUUACAUGGUGAUGGAGCUGGCUACUGGAGGGGAGCUUUUUGAUCGACUCAUUGCUCAGGGAUCCUUUACAGAGUGGGAUGCUGUCAGAAUCCUCCGGAUGGUUGCUGAUGGGAUUAGGUAUUUGCACACACUGCGAAUAACGCACAGGAACCUAAAGCCUGAAAAUCUCUUAUACUAUCAUCCAGGUGCAGAGUCGAAAAUAUUAAUUACAGAUUUUGGUUUGGCACACUCUGGGAACAAAAGUGGUGACUGGACGAUGAAGACAUUCUGUGGGACCCCAGAGUACAUAGCUCCUGAGGUUUUGCUAAGGAAGCCUUAUACCAGUGCAGUGGAUAUGUGGGCUCUUGGUGUGAUCACAUAUGUUUUACUUAGCGGAUUCCUGCCUUUUGAUGAUGAAAGCCAGACAAGGCUUUACAGGAAGAUUCUGAAAGGCAAAUAUAAUUAUACAGGAGAGCCUUGGCCAAGCAUUUCCCACUUAGCAAAGGACUUUAUAGACAAACUACUGAUUUUGGAGGCUGGUCAUCGCAUGUCAGCUGGCCAGGCCCUGGAUCAUCCCUGGUUGAUCACCAUGGCUGCAGGGCCUUCCAUGAAGAAUCUCCAGAGUGCCAUUUCCCAAAACCUCCUACGGAAGGCCUCUCCUCACUCUCAGAGUCCUGGAUCUGCACAGUCUUCUAAGUCACGAUAUUCUCACAAAUCCAGGCAUAUGUGGAGCAAGAGAAACUUAAGGAUAGCAGAAUCACCACUGUCUGCACUUUUGUAAACAGAUGAUCUCUAAAACCAUUUUAGCCUACUUUAGAACCAUUUCAUCAUGAUUAGGGCACCCUCAAGCUCCAAGGACAUGGGACUCCGUGGUAUUGUUGGAUAGUGUUGACCUUGACUUUUAACAUUUUUUGGUCUAUAAUUUUUCCUAUACCUAUAUUCGUUUUCUCAAAGCAUACUACUGCAAACGAUAAAUAGUAACUACUAGCUAUGUUUAGACAACUGGAAACAAUACAUAGACAAAAAAAUCUCUUAAGUAUUUCAUGGAUUAAAUAUAAUAUGAUACUAUAGGAAUACGGGACGUAUAUGUGAAGGCAUGGCAAAUCAGAGACAUAGCAGGAAUCGUUAGAUAUGGGGAAUAUAUGUAUUUAUCCUGAAAUUGCUGAUGUUUAUUUCAGACUCAGUGUACGGUGUUAAUUAGAUGACUCUCAAGGUAGUUAUAAACGUCUGUUAAUUUCAUAUUUAGUCUGCAAAUAUUUAUAAAAAAUUAUUAGAUAUGGGGCCUAUAAAGAACUCUAAGAUAUAGUUUCAAUCUAUCAGAAACUUUUAUUUGGUCUAAUUGGGGCACUAUUCACUGGAAAAAUAGGGAUUUUUAAGAAUCAUAAAAUAGUGAUUUUUUUUGUAGUGUUAGCAUUUAUUAACCACAAGUGUUUGCAAAAAAAUAUGAUCAUCUUGCUUCUUAUCACUACUGUCAACACUUUUUAGUAUGCACUGGUUUCCUCUAGAAUUAUUUAAUCAAAUAUCUUGAUGACUUUAAACCCUCACCAUGAAAUAAUUAUAGGUAAUGCAAUGAAGAGGUAAGUUUCCAAACUUAGUUCUCUAGGCAAGGCACAUAUGGCCUGAUCUCUUAUAAAGUAAAUUUUUGUAAAAUGAUAUAAAGACUGAAAUACUAUUAAUUACAUCUGUGAGUCACUCAUAGGAGUGGGUAAAUAUAGCAAAUAAAUGAUUAACUAGUUGAUAUUACUUAUUUUAUUAAGUAAAAUAAUAAAAUGUUAGAAUGACAUUUACAACAACUUUAAAAGUAGUUCUAAUUUUUUCACUUUAUUUUUCUCUUUUAGGCUAUAUAGAUGGAACAGUUAUAUAUCUCAUAUAUAGAUAUGAAUAUGUAAUUAGUGACAAAACUAUUUUCUUUAUAAGUUGUAACGCUGUAUCACAUAAUAUAUGACAGGCCUGGGUUAAUUCCUUUAAUAUAGACAGACACAAAUUUAUAAGAAAAAUAAUAGAAAAAUGGGCAAACAUUAUGCUAUGUGGUUUAUAAACAUAGAUGGCUAAUAAAUACAUGAAGAAAAUGCUUAGUUUCAUUUGUAAUUUACAAAUGAAAAUUAAAAUGACAAAGAAAAUGAAAA
Molecule: messenger RNA, 2503 nt
Organism: Callithrix jacchus (white-tufted-ear marmoset)
Lineage: Eukaryota; Metazoa; Chordata; Mammalia; Primates; Cebidae
Gene: PSKH2
Product: protein serine kinase H2
Biological process (GO): protein phosphorylation
Molecular function (GO): ATP binding; protein kinase activity
Source: RefSeq, a predicted model, not a curated record